Molecule: messenger RNA, 1362 nt
Organism: Hirundo rustica (Barn swallow)
Lineage: Eukaryota; Metazoa; Chordata; Aves; Passeriformes; Hirundinidae
Gene: BMP5
Product: bone morphogenetic protein 5
Exons: 7
Coding region: 1-1362 (453 amino acids)
Biological process (GO): SMAD protein signal transduction
Cellular component (GO): extracellular region
Molecular function (GO): cytokine activity; growth factor activity
Source: RefSeq, a predicted model, not a curated record
AUGAACCUAACUGCGCUCAAAGCUUUCGUGGGCUUACUCUGGAAUUGCUGGGUUCUGGUGGGUCACGCACAGGGAGGUUUAGGAGACAAUCAUGUCCAUUCGAGUUUUAUUUACAGGAGGCUGCGGAACCAUGAGAGAAGGGAGAUUCAGAGAGAGAUUCUCUCUAUCCUGGGUUUACCUCACAGACCCAGACCAUUUUCACCAGGAAAGCAGGCUUCUUCUGCACCCCUUUUCAUGCUGGACCUGUAUAAUGCCAUGACAAAUGAAGAGGAUUCUGAGGAGCUGGAGUAUUCACUAAAGGGAUCAAUGGCAGGGGAGAGCAGAGGGAUACGAAAAGGAUACCCUGCCUCUCCAAAUGGAUAUUCGCGGAGAAUACAAUUAUCUCGCAUGACCCCCCUGACCACACAGAAUCCUCCUUUAGCCAGCCUGCACGACACCAACUUUCUGAAUGAUGCUGACAUGGUCAUGAGCUUUGUCAAUUUAGUUGAAAGGGACAAGGACUUCUCCCACCACCGAAGGCACUACAAAGAAUUCCGCUUUGACCUUACUCAGAUCCCUCAUGGAGAGUCAGUGACAGCAGCCGAAUUCCGGAUAUACAAAGAUCGGAGCAACAGCCGCUUUGAGAAUGAAACCAUUCAGAUUAGCAUAUAUCAGAUCAUCAAGGAGUAUCCCAACAGGGAUGCAGACUUGUUCCUGUUAGACACAAGAAAAGCUCAGGCUUCUGAUGUGGGCUGGUUUGUCUUCGACAUUACUGUGACCAGCAAUCACUGGGUGAUUAAUCCGCAGAACAACCUGGGCUUGCAACUCUGCGCUGAAACCGGGGACGGUCGGAGUAUCAAUGUUAAAUCUGUUGGCCUGGUUGGAAGACAUGGGCCCCAGUCAAAGCAACCAUUCAUGGUUGCAUUCUUCAAGGCAAGUGAAGUGCUUUUCCGUUCUGUCCGAGCAGCCAACAAUAAAAGGAAAAAUCAGAACCGCAACAAAUCCAGUGGUCAACAGGAGUCCUCUAGGAUGCCAAGCGUUGGGGAUUAUAACACAAGCGAACAAAAGCAAGCAUGUAAGAAACAUGAACUUUAUGUGAGUUUCCGAGACUUAGGAUGGCAGGAUUGGAUUAUUGCACCAGAGGGUUAUGCUGCGUUUUACUGUGAUGGAGAGUGUUCUUUCCCCCUCAAUGCCCACAUGAAUGCAACAAACCAUGCCAUUGUUCAGACUCUGGUUCACUUGAUGUUCCCCGAUCAUGUACCAAAGCCAUGCUGUGCACCAACAAAACUGAACGCAAUCUCCGUGCUCUACUUUGAUGACAGUUCCAAUGUUAUUUUAAAAAAAUACAGGAAUAUGGUGGUGCGUUCAUGUGGCUGCCACUAA